This is a messenger RNA of Salmo salar (Atlantic salmon), 11783 nucleotides long. The record is from RefSeq and is a predicted model, not a curated record. Lineage: Eukaryota; Metazoa; Chordata; Actinopteri; Salmoniformes; Salmonidae.
GGGAGAACGUCUCUUACUACACACACUCUCUCUCUCCCCCUCUUUCUCUCGCACACUGAAAUAGAUUUAUGAUAAUGAGAAGCCUCAAGCAUAAGGGGUAGUAGGAGCCAUUUUAUUAAUUCACGCGAACGGUGUGGAGUUGUAGGUUCGGCGUGUUUGGGUGAUGAGAAGCUUUGGCUAGGUGACUGCGAUUUCUCUCCGGAUUCAAUUGGAUUAGCUACUCUGGAGUAGUGAGAGCAUGGAUACGCUGCAACAAAAGGGAACGACUAGACGGAAAGUUUAAGGGAAGGCGGCAGUAAUUACGUUCAAACCUGGUUUAACAUUAUCGAGGAGCAAUGCCCGUCAUUAAGUGGGAUUUGGUGUUUAUUCUUUUCGGCUGGUUUGAAAUAAUUUCCCUGUCGGAUUGCUACAGUACACACAUCAGUGAGAAUGCAGAGCCGGGGACGGUGAUAGCAAGUGUGGAACAGAGCGGGGCAUGCACCUUGGAUCAGGUAAUCGCUCCUAAAUUCUCAAAGACUUUUAUUGAAACUGAUGCGUCCGCGCGCAUUGUGUUCAUUUCGGGUCGUUUAAAUUGUGUCUCGCUCAGCUCCAACCCUUUCACCGUGUACACUGUUGUUGACUGCGUGAACAGUGGCCCAGGGUCCAGGCACCUCCUCACGAGCCAGUAUGAUGUGCAUGUUCACGGCAGGAACUGUUCAAGUAAACACAAAAUGAAAUCUCAAUGGGACUUGGAGAUCAUCAGUUUGUUUAAGGCCCAUAAUCAUCAGUUAGAAUGCUACGAGGCUGGUACUGCGCUCCUCCGGGUAUGGGAUCUACUACCCGCAUCCCGGACACACAGCAGUAUGCACUGCAAGGUGACUAGUAGUUCGGACUUCUACUUUUCGGAGGGGCAGUUGUUUGUGUCCAAGACCCUGUGUUUGAAACACGACACACUCCUUGAGCUAGACUUACAUUGUAACCAAUACACAGGAGAUGAGAGGGAAGCUAAAGUGAACAGCAUUUCAGUCCACUGGCGGGUGGGUCAAGGUUCUUUCAAGCAGGGCCACUUGGGGAAGUUACUACAGCAGGCUGCCCAGUCUGAGUCGGGCAUAGUGAGCAGGAGGAAGAGGGCUGUCAACAGUAGUCCCCAGUUUCAGCCUCCUAUGUACCAUGUGUCUGUGGCAGAGAAUAAGCCAGCUGGAACUCCUGUAGUUGUUUUAAAGGCAGUAGAUUCUGAUGAGGGGGAGGCAGGCAGGCUGGAGUACUUCAUAGAGGCCCUGUUUGAUAGCCGCUCUAACAACCUAUUUUCUGUGGACCCAGUCAAUGGAGCUGUCUCCACUGUGGAGGUGCUCGAUAGAGAGCAGAAGGACACCCAUGUGUUCCGUGUGAAUGCUGUUGACCACGGCACGCCCCGACGUACGGCCAUGGCCACCCUCACCAUCACAGUGAGUGACACUAAUGACCAUGACCCCGUCUUUGAGCAACAGGACUAUAAGGAGAGGGUCAGGGAGAACCUAGAGAUAGGCUACGAGGUGCUGACCGUCAGGGCCACGGAUGGGGACGCCCCGGUAAAUGGUAACAUCCUCUACCGUGUCCUCAACAGCAACGGCUCCAACGAUGUGUUUGAGAUUGACCCCAGGUCAGGGGUGAUCCGCACAAAGGGCCCGGUGGAUAGAGAGAUGGUGGAGGCCUACAUGCUGUUGGUAGAGGCCAACGACCAGGGUCGCGACCCCAGCACCCGCAGCGCUACGGCAACAGUUCACAUUAUUGUGGAGGAUGACAAUGAUAAUGCGCCCCAGUUUAGUGAAAAGCGAUAUGUGGUGCAGGUUCCGGAGGAUAUGGCACCCAACACAGAGAUCCUGCAGGUGACUGCCACAGACCAGGACAGAGGAAGUAACGCCAUGGUUCACUUCAGCAUCAUGAGUGGCAACACCAGGGGCCAGUUUUACAUUGACGCCCAGACAGGCAAGAUGGACCUGGUCAGUCAGUUGGACUACGAGGCUAACAAGGAAUACACCAUACGCAUCCGUGCUCAGGACGGGGGACGCCCGCCUCUCUCCAACAUCAGCGGCCUGGUAACGGUGCAGGUGGUGGAUGUCAAUGAUAACGCCCCCAUUUUCGUCAGCACCCCCUUCCAGGCCACUGUGCUAGAGAACGUGCCGGUGGGUUACUCCAUCAUUCACAUCCAGGCCGUUGACGCAGACUCCGGUGACAACUCCAGGCUGGAGUACUGCCUUAUUGAAACCACGCCCAACUUACCCUUUUCCAUCAACAACAGCAGUGGUUGGAUAGUGGUAGCUGCUGGGCUGGACAGGGAGAGCGUGGACUUCUACAACUUUGGGGUGGAGGCCCGUGAUCAUGGCCACCCGGUGAUGUCCUCCUCAGCUAGCGUUAGCAUGACCAUCCUUGACGUCAACGAUAACAACCCAGAGUUCACCCAGAGAUCAUAUUACAUGCGCCUCAAUGAGGAUGCUGUCGUGGGCACAAGCGUGGUGACGGUUUCUGCGGUGGACCAGGAUAUCAACAGUGUGGUGACGUAUCAGAUCUCCAGUGGGAACACCAGAAACAGGUUUUCCAUCACCAGCCAGAGUGGAGGGGGCCUCGUCACCCUGGCCCUGCCCCUCGACUACAAACUGGAGCGCCAAUACGUCCUGAGUGUCACCGCGUCUGACGGCACACGCUUCGAUACCGCCCAGGUGUUCGUCAAUGUCACCGACGCCAAUACCCACCGGCCCGUGUUUCAGAGCUCCCAUUACACCGUCAACAUCAAUGAGGACAGACCUGUUGGCACCACUGUUGUGGUGAUCAGUGCUACAGAUGAGGAUACCGGGGAGAACGCACGCAUAACUUACUUUAUGGAUGACAGCAUCCCCCAGUUCGACAUCGACUCAGACACAGGCGCUGUCACCACCCAGAUGGAGCUGGACUAUGAAGACCAGGUGUCCUACACGUUAGCCAUCACGGCCCGGGACAACGGCAUCCCACAGAAGUCUGACACCACCUACCUGGAGAUCCUGGUGAAUGAUGUGAAUGACAACUCGCCUCGGUUCCUCAGAGACCACUACCUAGGCUCUGUGAUGGAGGACGUGCCAGUGUUUACCAGCGUGGUCCAGGUCUCUGCCACUGACCGAGACUCUGGCCUCAAUGGACGUGUCUUCUAUACGUUCCAGGGGGGAGAGGAUGGUGAUGGAGACUUCAUAAUUGAGUCCACCUCUGGUAUUGUGCGAACGCUGCGUCGCCUGGACCGUGAGAACAUGCCUAUCUACAACCUGCAGGCCUUUGCUGUGGAUAAAGGUGUUCCUGCUCUCAAGAAGUCCGUGGACAUUCAGGUGACCAUCUUAGACGUGAACGACAACCCUCCCGUGUUUGAGAAAGAUGAGUUUGACAUCUUUGUAGAGGAGAACAGCCCAAUAGGCCUGGUAGUGGCACACAUAUCUGCCUCAGACCCAGACGAGGGGAGCAACGCCCAGAUCAUGUACCAGAUAGUAGAGGGAAACAUCCCAGAGGUGUUCCAGCUGGAUAUCUUCUCAGGAGAACUAACCGUUCUGACAGAUCUCGACUAUGAGACGCAGUCGGAGUAUGUCAUCGUGGUCCAGGCCACCUCCGCCCCACUGGUCAGCCGUGCCACCGUGCACGUCAAGCUGGUUGACAAGAACGACAACGUACCAGUGCUGAAAAAUUUCCAGAUCAUAUUCAAUAACUAUGUCACUGACAAGUCCAGUAGCUUCCCCACAGGGGUUAUCGGGCGGAUCCCUGCCCAUGACCCAGAUGCCUCGGACCAGCUCCAGUACAGCUUUGAGGCUGGUAAUGAGCUGAACCUGGUCAUCCUGAACCAGAGCACUGGGGAGAUACGCCUCAGCCAGGCCCUCGACAACAACAGGCCCCUGGAGGCCUCCAUGAGGAUAUCUGUCUCCGAUGGGAUCCACUCCGUGUCGGCCCAGUGUCUGCUCCAGGUCACCAUCAUCACAGACGAAAUGCUCUCCAACAGCAUCACGCUGCGAUUGGCCAACACCACCCAGGAGCACUUCCUGUCCCUGCUAUUGGCCCAGUUCUUGGAGGGCGUGGCCUGCGUGCUGUCAGCAGACCGCGAGGACGUCAUAGUGUUCAACAUCCAGGAUGACACAGACGUCAGCGCCCGGAUCCUCAAUGUCAGCCUGUCUGUGGCCGUGCCCAGGGAGGGCCCGCGUGGGGGGGGAGAGGGGUCCCGGGGGGACAGAAGAGUGGACAGAGGGGCAGCAGGGGCCAAUGGAGCGGCAGAGUACUUUGGUUCUGAGGAGCUACAGGAGAGGUUGUACCUGAACCGCAGUCUGCUGGCCCACAUCUCCUCCCAGCAGGUGCUGCCCUUCGAUGACAACAUCUGCCUGAGAGAGCCCUGCGAGAACUACAUGAAGUGUGUGUCCGUGCUGAAGUUUGACAGCCUGGCGCCAUUCGUGGCGUCCGACACCAUCCUUUUCCGACCCAUUCACCCCAUCGCCGGGCUGCGCUGCCGCUGCCCCACCGGCUUCACAGGAGACUACUGCGAGACAGAGAUCGACCUGUGCUACUCCAAACCCUGUGGAACCCACGGCCUAUGUCGCAGCAGAGAGGGAGGCUACACCUGCGAGUGCCUCGAUGACUAUACAGGCAAGCGGUGUGAGCUGUCGUGCCGCUCCGGGCGUUGUGCCCCAGGUGUGUGUAAGAACGGGGGCACCUGUGUGAACCUGCUGGUGGGAGGGUUCAAGUGCGAGUGUCCGUCUGGCAGUUAUGAAAAGCCCUACUGUGAGAUGACCACCAGGAACUUCCCCCUGCAGUCCUUCCUCACCUUCAAGGGCCUCCGCCAGCGCUUCCACUUCACCCUCUCCCUCUCGUUUGCCACGAAGGAGCCAAACGGUUUGUUACUCUACAAUGGCCGCUUCAACGAGAAGCAUGACUUCAUCGGUGUGGAAAUCGUCAACGAGCAGAUACAGCUCACCUUCUCUGCAGGUGAGACCAAGACGACUGUGUCACCCUACAUCCUUGGAGGUGUCAGUGAUGGCCAGUGGCAUGUGGUCCAAGUUUACUACUACAACAAGCCAAUCCUAAACCAGGCCGGCAUGCCCCAGGGUCCUUCUGACCAGAAGGUUGUCGUAGUAACCGUGGACAACUGUGAUACCUCAGUGGCGCUGCGAUUUGGAAAUGUGAUCGGGAACUACACCUGCUCUGCCCAGGGCAGCCAAUCAGGAUCCAAAAAGAGGUCUUUGGACCUGACUGGUCCUCUCCUCCUGGGGGGUGUGCCCAAACUACCUGAGGACUUCCCCAUCCAGAACCGCCAGUUUGUGGGCUGCAUGAAGGACCUGAGGAUCGACAACCGCCACAUCGACAUGGCUAGCUUCAUCGCUAACAACGGCACCCUACCGGGAUGCUCUGCUAAAAGACACUUCUGCAACAACAACCCGUGUAUGAAUGGAGGGACCUGUGUCAACCUGUGGGGCUCCUUCAGCUGUGACUGCCCCCUAGGAUUCGGAGGCCGGAACUGUGAGAAGGUGAUGGCCAACCCGCAGCGUUUCCUGGGUAACAGCUUGUUGCAGUGGACUAACCUGGCGGCGGUGGUGACUAUUCCAUGGCAUGUGGAGCUCACGUUCCGCACGCGUCAGCCUAGUGCCACCCUGCUGCACGUCACCGCCGGACAGCACCACAACCUCACCCUACAGCUGCGGGAGGGCAGUGUGGUGAUGGGCCUGCAGAGAGGGGAGGACUCCACCCUGUCCCGGGUAGAGGAGGUGACGGUGAACGACGGGGACUGGCACCAUCUACAGCUGGAGCUGAAGGGUGUCCCGGGGGACGCGGCCAGACACAAGGCUGUGCUCUCCUUGGACCAUGGACUCUACACGGCCAGUAUGGAAGUGGAUAAUAAGCUGAAGGGGGCGAAGGUCAAGACUCUGAGUGUCGGGGGCAUCACUGGGGCUGAUGGGAAAAUACAGCACGGCUUCCGCGGUUGUGUCCAGGGUCUGCUUGUGGGGGAGACCUCUUCCAGCUCGAUGUCUCUCAGCAUGUCUCAGGCCAGGAGGGUGAACAUGGAGCAGGGCUGCAGCGUACCAGACCCCUGUAUCUCUAACCUCUGCCCCUCUAACAGCUACUGCAGCGAUGACUGGGACAGUCACUCCUGUACCUGUCUCACCGGUUACUAUGGCGACAACUGCAUAGACAUAUGUGCACUAAACCCCUGUGAGCACCAAUCAGCUUGCACCAGGAAGGCUAGCUCCUCCCGUGGCUACACUUGUGACUGUCCCAGCAACCACUUUGGGCAGUACUGCGAGAGAAAGACUGACCUGCCGUGUCCCAGGGGUUGGUGGGGACAUAAGACCUGUGGUCCCUGUGACUGUCAGACAGACAGGGGCUUCGAUGCUGACUGCAACAAGACCAGCGGGGAGUGCCGCUGCAAGGAUAACCACUACCGUCCAGAGGGCAGCGAGGCGUGUCUGCUGUGUGAGUGUUACCCAGUGGGCUCCUUCUCGCGGGCGUGUGAGAGAGAGAGCGGUCAGUGCCAGUGUAAACCAGGGGUCAUUGGGCGCCAGUGUGACCGCUGUGACAACCCAUUUGCUGAGGUGUCGCCAAAUGGCUGUGAAGUGAUCUAUGACAGUUGUCCCCUGGCGAUAGAGGCUGGGAUCUGGUGGCCUAGGACUAAGUUUGGUCUCCCUGCAGCCGUCUCCUGUCCCAAGGGAUCUAUCGGCACAGCUAUCCGCCACUGUGAUGAACACAAGGGAUGGCUGCCCCCCAACCUCUUCAACUGUACCUCUGUCACCUUCACCAAACUCAAGGCCCUGUCGGAGAAGUUGGCCCGUAACAUGUCUCUCCUGGACUCUGGGCGUGUCCAGCAGACUGCAGCCAUGUUGGCCAACGCCACGCUGCACACGGUGGAGUACUACGGCAGUGACGUAAAGGUGGCCUACCGCCUCACCCAGAGCCUUCUGAAGUACGAGAGCCACCAGCAGGGCUUCAGCCUGACCGCCACGCAGGAUGUCCUAUUCACUGAGAACCUGGUGCGGGUGGGCAGUGCCAUCCUGUCCCCGGGCACCCGGCCACACUGGGAGCUGAUCCAGCAGACGGAGGGGGGCACGGCGGCACUGCUGCGCCAGUAUGAGGAGUACGCCAACACCUUGGCACAGAACAUGAGAAAGACCUACCUCAGCCCCUUCACCAUCGUCACUCCACACAUAGUCAUCUCAAUAGAUCGCCUCCAGAAGAUGAACUUUCCCGGAGCCAAGCUCCCUCGCUACCAGUCUCUGAGAGGACUGAGGCCUCAGGACCAGGAGACGGCCGUCACCCUCCCUGACUCCGUCUUUGAGCCACCCUCGGAGACCAAGGGCCACCGCCACCUGGACACCUUCCCAGAACCCUUCCUGAGGAACCACACGUCCAACAGGAAGAGGCGCCAUAGAGGUCCUGACGACCCCGAGCAGGAAGCCAUCGCUAGUGUAAUCAUCUUCCACAGCCUGGCCUCACUUCUGCCUGAGAGCUACGACCCUGAUAAGAGGAGUCUGAGGGUGCCCAAGCGUCCUGUCAUCAACACCCCUGUGGUCAGCAUCACGGUCCAUGACAACGAGGAGCUGCUGCAGCACACCCUGGACAAACCAAUCACUGUGCAGUUUCGCAUGGUCACCGCUGAGGACCGCUCCAAACCCAUCUGUGUCUUCUGGAACCACUCCAUACUAGCGGGGAACGGAGGCUGGUCAGCUAAAGGCUGUGAGGUGGUGUUCAGGAACAACACUCACAUCAGCUGCCAGUGUUACCACAUGACCAGCUUUGCUGUCCUCAUGGAUGUCUCCAGGAGAGAGAACGGUGAGAUCCUGCCCGUGAAGCUGGUGACGUGGAGCACGGUGGGUGUGACCCUGGUCUUCCUCUUUCUCACCACCCUCUUCCUCCUCUGCCUGCGGGCCAUGCACUGCAACAAGACCAGUAUCAUCAACAAUGGAGCCACCGCCCUCUUCAUCUCCGAACUCAUCUUCAUCCUGGGCAUUAACCUGCCAGACAACCCGUUCGUGUGCACAAUCAUCGCCAUCUUACUGCAUUUCUUCUACCUGUGCACCUUCUCCUGGCUCUUCCUGGAGGGCCUGCACGUCUACCGCAUGCUGAGCGAAAUACGAGACGUCAACUACGGACCCAUGCGCUUUUACUACAUGAUCGGCUGGGGUGUCCCGGCCUUUAUCACAGGCCUGGCGGUCGGACUGGACCCAGAGGGUUAUGGGAACCCAGACUUCUGCUGGCUGUCCAUGUACGACACUCUGAUCUGGAGCUUGGCAGGGCCCAUCGCCAUGGUGGUGUUUAUGAACAUCUUCCUGUACAUCCUGGCCUCCAGAGCAUCCUGCUCCAUGAGACGCCACAGCUUUGAGAAGAAAGAGCCCCCUGUCUCUGGGCUGAGGACUGCGUGUGGGGUUCUCCUCCUGGUCACUGUAACAUGUCUGUUAGCUAUACUCUCAGUCAACAGUGACAUGAUCAUCUUCCACUACUUGUUUGCUGGAUUCAACUGUCUCCAGGGUCCCUUCAUCUUCUUGUUCCGCAUCGUCUUCAACAAGGAUGCCAGGAAAGCCAUGCGUUACUGCUGCAGCCGCAAGCGUCCAGAUCACAUGAUCAAGUCCAAGCCCUCUUCAUAUAACUGUAACACCAGCUACAUGGAUGGCAGACUGUACCACCUGCCGUUUGGAGACUCCAGUGUGUCUCUGAACGGCACCCUGCAGAGCGGCAAGAGCCAGCAGAGCUACGUCCCUUUUGUCCUUAGGGAUGAUGGUGGCCUGAAUAACAGCCAGGCACACAUGGCUCUGAAUGAACACGGCUCACUCUUCCAUGAAACUAAAGAGCAUUUAGAUAAUCCCAACUCUGACUCGGACAGUGACCUCUCUCUGGAGGACGACCAGAGCGGCUCAUACGCCUCCACACACUCCUCUGACAGCGAGGAGGAGGAGCCCUACCCACCAGAGGGAUGCUGGGAAAGCGUGGCCUCCAACGUGUCUAACAGACCACACCCUCAGGAUAACAACCUGAGUAAGCUGUACUGGCCAGUGGAGUAUAUGACGACAGCUAGCAACAGUGAGGGCCUCGGGGGAGCAGACAGGCUGAAGACAGAGUCUCUGGCCAACACUGAGCUGGGCCAGACUCGGGACACCCGAGGCAUGCCAAGCGAAAGGCCAGGGGACAAGGCAGGUAGCUAUGGGAAGGAUAACUUGAUGCUGCUACUUCCCAGUCUGCCCAACCUCAAUGCACACCCACAGAAAGGAAUCCUGAAGAAGAAGCAGCUCUCCCCCAUCGCGGAGAGAAAUGGUAUCAACCGCAUCCAUAACGAGCUGUCAAAGAAUGCUCCAGGCCACGCCUCCUCUCGGGGCUCCUCCUCCAGUGAGAGCCGAGGGGGCCGGGCCAAGCCCAGCCUACCAGAUCAGCUGAAUGGUGUCGGCAUGAGCAUCAAGGCGGGAACAGUGGACGAUGACUCGUCAGGAUCAGAAUUUUUAUUCUUUAAUUUUAUUCACUGAAGCACUUGAUCCUCAUUUGAAAUCAGGAUCACUGUCUUCAUGUCGAUGGAUCAUUCAGCCCUUACAACCAUCCUUCACCCCUUACAACCAAAAUAAGAAUCCCGUGUGUGUGUGAAUAAUUCUCAUUCAUUUUUUUCCUGUGUUGUGUUAUGUUUGUCACUGACACCAUCACCCUGUUUACCCAGCAGCCACCGUAACACAUAUGAGCAGGCUGACGGAGGGGUGUGUAUUUGCAGGUCAUAGAGCCCUGCCCCUCAUCGCCACGCCCACUUUUCUCUGAGUGACAGGAGCUGAUGUGUGAGGAGACACAGAGCGUUGGACUGUCCUCACCUGGAGAUCCAUGGAGUACCCUUUCUCUUCCCCCUCAUUUUUUAAGAGGGUGCAUGUGUGUGCGAGCGAGCACGAGAGACAGAGAGCAACACCUCAGGAGUCUCUGCACUGGCCCAGGCUUGAGAGCACUGAUGGAAUGAGUCUCCCUCUUUAAAAAAAAAUAGAUAUCAUUGUUUGUUUACAUACUUGAAGCGAUGCACUUUUUUAAUAAUUUACACUGCCUGACCAGAUGUGCUGGUAGUCAACUGGAGCAGAUGUUUUGUUUUAUGUUGUGGUUGUUUUUAUGUUUCAAACUCCGGAGAUACGGAACAAUGAAGUCCUCCUUUGGCUGUGUCAUUUAGCUGUAAGGUUUUAAACGUUCAGGGACUUUCCUUAUCUAAUUUGUCAUUUCAGAAAGAGUCGCCUGUACAGUUGUUGUUUUGUUUGAGGAUUUAAUUGUUCUACUGAGGCCAGUUUGAGUUUUGCUGCAGUGUAGAGAGGACUCACUCUUCUCCACUCCAGUCUCAGGAAGCUGCCAGCCUGAGCUGGUGGACAGGAGGAGCAGUCAGUCCAACAUGUCCCCAGACUGAACAGGAGAGAUGAACAGCUCCACCCAGCUGAGGUCAGGCACUGGAGGAAAGGGACUCCUGUUGGAAGUAUGGCUGGAGAACUGGGUUGUGGACAGUGAGAGGCCAUGGGGUCACUCGGUAUUGCCAUGCCCCGUAUUGGACGUGCUCUGUAAACAGUUUCUCUCACUAUGGAAGGAUGUUUAAUCAAGGCAACAGUGACCAGCCAGCUGUCAUCCACAUAGAGGGAAGAACGCCUGCCUUUCUCCACCACUUCGCCUUUGUUUUAUUACAUCAUCAUUGGAGGAAAAGAGUGUGCGUGUCAAGAAUUUGUAUAACAAGGACUUUUGAUACAUCUUGACUUUUGUAAAUUGUUGGGAGCUAAUUUUUGUAUGGACACUGAAGAUGCUCCCAUUUUUGUAUGCUUUUGUCCAAGGGAUAUUUGCCUUCAUUUGAAUCAGUGACUAAACGACUUUGUAUUUUAUAGAUUAGAUAUGAAGGACCCAUUGUUUUGUAAAAUACUUACUGAAAUACUUGCAAACUUGUGCUGUAAUACUCUUUGAAAUGUAUUCCAAUUUCACUGUACAGAGUUGUCUGUAAAAUGACAUGCACUAAUACUUCAUGCAACAUAUUGAAUCAUACUGCAUAAACUGUACACAACUCAGAGCUCAAAUAUACCGUACACCACUACAUUCCAACUAUCGAAAAGCAGUUCAGGCAAUAUAUUGAUGUGUAGGAAAGAAAACCUGUUAUUUGUCUCGCAUAUUACUUAUUUUGAUGUGUAAAUUGUAGAUAAUGUUUAUCUGCCUUAAAAGGUUUUAUUAAUUUAACAUUACUCCACAAGCACCAACACACAGCCUUCAUCGGAAUCAUGUUUUAUUGGAAGAUUUAAUAACACUACAGUUCCUGAGAGGAUUGUCUGUUUGUACUGGUGCUCCCUAAAAUGAAAUGAACUGGCAUCUGAGAGCAUUCUCCAUGAUACAGUACCUCAACAAUAUAUGUGCCAAGUCAAGGUCAUUUCUUGUUUCUUUAAAAUGUUUUCCUUUUUUACAACACUAUGAUAUCAAGGUAAAUACAAGGUGAAGCUUAGUAAAACAUUUGCUGAAGGGUUAUUGAAUAUCAGGUUCUACAAAAGAGUUCAACCUCUUCUUUUCAUAUUGCAGCCUAUUCAUUACCACAUUAUCGGGAUCCUAAUGAAUCACUUUGUUGAGACUCAACUGUGAAGCGCUCUAGAUAUGCUACUCUCAUACUCCAUAUGUUUGAAUAACACAAUUUUUCUGUUUCCUUAUUAUCUGGUUGGUACGAACAGUUCAUAAUUGGAGCUCCAAGCAAUCAACUGCUUAAAACAAAGACCUGUAGUAGGUUACUGAUGUCAAAGCUUUAGUGAUACAGGGUUGACUAGAUAAAGGAAUUCUCCAAAAUGCAAUCAGUAAAACAGACAUGCUUUUAA